AUGAAUGAUUUAUCUUUCUUCGUAUUGCAGCACCAGAAGCGAACCUUAACAGCGCAGCUCCUCCGCGACACGCUAGAUUUUGCUAAACCACAUGCCGAGGAGGGUGUUCUCUUCAGUUGGCGUUGGCACUUUUUUCUGGGCACCCUGCCGCUGCCAGCGGAUGACGACGUGCAGCUUCUCGACUCCCGAGCCGCUUGCAAGCGAUGGAGAGAGCAAUGGCAGGACGCAGCUCGUCGACUCGAUCAGUCGAUUCGCGAGACGCCACGCAAAACCGGCAAAACAAUCAAAUUUGGCGAGUCCAGUACUGACAGCGAAGAUUCAUCGGCGUCUCCUUCUGCCGGUGCUUCGAUCACUGCGCUGGAUACAAGUCGAGGUGAGAAGACAGUGAACCCACUCGCGCCCACCUCGGAGAGCUCCUACGCGCUACAGUAUCAGGCGGACAUGGUGCGGCAGGCGGUGGAGAGGGAUAUGAGCCGCCUCUGCUGGAAUGUUCCCCCUUUUCACGACCAGCAAGCCAAGGAGGUAGUAGCGGAUAUUCUGCUCAAGUACAGUCUGAUGGAGAACAGGGACUACAUGCAGGGAUUGCAUGAGAUUGUGGCGUUCCUCUACUAUGCUUGUCAUCGUGACAAGGCCGUGGGCGAACGUUUCGGGCGAGAGCACCCGGCGCUGCGCUCGGCCGCUUUCUUUGACUUGUUUGAGCUCGUCUACGCUGAUCUGCCGGCUGCAGUGUAUGUCCUCUUUCGGCGGAUCAUGAGCGAUGAAGACGGCGGCAUAUUCCUCGCCAAGUGGUACUACCUCCGUGAUCAACGGAGUCAGAGUGGGGUGCUCUUGGCGUGCGAACGGGUGCAGCAAGACCUGCUCACACGCGUGGAUCCGGGGCUGCAGCACUUGCUAGACGCCGUGUACGGCAUUCAAAGCGUCGUGUAUCUCGUGCGCUGGCUGCGCCUCCUCUUUUUGCGGGAGUUUCCGCUGGAACAAUCGUUACGGGUCUGGACCGCGGUGUUCUGCGAGCGCUACGUUAUUGUGGAGGAGCAGAAGGCCCCAUUUGUACUGGACAACAGCAUCGCUCUGUACUUCGCUGCGCAGAUGCUCCGACAUGUGCGCGACGAGUUGGUCAUCGACGCUGGAGGUGCACUCCAGGUGCUAAUGAAGUACCCUCCCACCGAUCAUGUCGACGACAUGCUGUACGCGGCUGCCAUGAGUAACUGUGACUCGCCUCUCUCUCGCCACGCGAAGGCGCCGCGGCUUAUGGACCCGAAAGAUGCACCCGUACUGCCGGCGGAGGUGACGUUGCGCCAAGGCGAAGUACUGUCACGCGUUAUUGGCAGCCUCGAACAGUACUGGGUGUGCGGCGCCAACGCAACAGCGCAACAGCAAGAGCUGACCACGGAGAUGUACACCGAGUCCCUCGCCCGGCUUAAAAAGGUGCGCGACGUUUUGCUUUACGGCAUGGGCGACUAA
Leishmania braziliensis MHOM/BR/75/M2904 is the source of this 1461-nucleotide messenger RNA. RefSeq lists its product as hypothetical. Bases 1 to 1461 code for a protein of 486 amino acids. Gene Ontology annotation, biological process: activation of GTPase activity. The record is from RefSeq and is a predicted model, not a curated record. The transcript has a single exon. Gene Ontology annotation, molecular function: GTPase activator activity. NCBI's taxonomy places the organism in Eukaryota, Euglenozoa, Kinetoplastea, Trypanosomatida, Trypanosomatidae.